AGGAGGAAUCCAAAACGAAAGUGAAAAAGAAAUCCAAAACGAAGACUUUUUCUCGGGAAACACAACCGCCGACAACUUGGGCGGAUCGGAAAAUUAUCCUUGCCUUUUUUUAUUUCGAGAGAUAUUCAGAAUAAGAAUCCCUAUAAAUCCAUGAUACCCAAAAGUUAACUACACGAUUUGGCUUGAGAUUUGUCGCGUGUUCGCAAUUUCCAAAGCAUUCUUCGGAGCUUUUCUUCUUUUUCGAUUUGGGAUUGUCGAAAUCCACUCUCUCUUUCCCAGUUAAGCUUCUUUUUUGCAUUUUUGGAGUGAGAUUUCGAAUUUGUGUGUCGAACAGAUGGAGGGUGUGGAUCAUCUUUCCCAUGAGAGGAGAAACGCCCAAUUCGACGUCGAUGAGAUGAAGAUCAUUUGGGCGGGUUCUCGUCAUGCAUUUGAAGUAUCUGAUCGAAUGUCUCGAUUAGUUGCUAAUGAUCCGGUCUUUCGAAAGGACAAUAGAGUCCAAUUGGGCAGGAAGGAGCUGUUUAAGAACACUCUCAGGAAAGCGGCUUAUGCGUGGAAGCGGAUUAUUGAGCUUAAACUUUCUGAGGAGGAAGCUGGUAGAUUAAGGUUCUUUGUGGAUGAGCCAGCAUAUACAGAUCUUCACUGGGGAAUGUUCGUUCCAUUUCUUAAAGGGCAAGGUUCUGAUGAGCAGCUACAGAAGUGGAUGCCAUUGGCGUAUAAGAUGCAAAUAAUCGGUUGCUAUGCUCAAACUGAACUCGGUCACGGUUCAAAUGUUCAAGGGCUUGAGACAACUGCAACAUUUGACCAACGGACAGAUGAAUUCAUUAUACAUAGUCCUACACUUACUUCAAGCAAAUGGUGGCCUGGGGGUCUGGGUAAGGUUUCGACACAUGCAGUUGUAUUCGCUCGUCUUAUUACCGAUGGUCAAGACUAUGGAGUGCAUGGUUUCCUAGUCCAGAUAAGGAGCUUGGACGAUCACUCAAUUCUACCAGGCAUAACCAUUGGAGAUAUUGGUAUGAAAUUUGGGAAUGCAGCUUACAAUACUAUGGAUAAUGGGGUCAUGCAAUUUGAUCACGUGCGCAUCCCGCGGAACCAAAUGUUGAUGAGGUUUUCUCAGGUUACAAGGGAAGGGAAAUAUGUGCAAUCAGAUGUUCCACGACAACUAGUUUAUGGCACUAUGGUAUUCGUGAGGAAGACGAUUGUAGUUGAUGCUUCAAAUGCCUUAUCACGUGCAGUCUGUAUUGCUACUAGGUACAGCGCUGUUCGUAGACAAUUUGGAUCACAGAAUGGUGAUGUAGAAACCCAGGUGAUUGAUUAUAAAACACAGCAAAGUAGGCUAUUCCCUUUGCUGGCUUCUGCCUAUGCUUUCAGAUUUGUCGGUGAAUGGUUACAAUGGUUAUAUACGGAUGUAACCCAAAGACUGGCAGCCAAUGAUUUCUCAACACUGCCCGAGGCGCAUGCAUGCACUGCCGGGUUGAAGUCGAUAACAACAGCUGCAACUGCUGAUGGAAUUGAGGAGUGCCGGAAGUUAUGUGGUGGCCACGGUUACCUUUGUAGCAGUGGGCUUCCUGAGUUGUUUGCAGUUUAUGUCCCUGCCUGUACUUAUGAAGGAGACAAUAUUGUGCUACUUUUACAGGUUGCACGAAUUCUCAUGAAGACUGUGGCCCAGUUGGCAUCUGGGAAGAAGCCCGUCGGGACGAUAUCUUACAUGGGACGAGCACAACAUCUGUUGGAAUGCUCUAGCAAUGUCCAGAAAGCUGAGGACUGGUUAAAGCCUAGUGUUGUUCUCGAGGCUUUCGAAGCACGGGCCACUAGGAUGUCUGUUUCAUGUGCCAAAAAACUUAGCAAGUUUACCAAUCAAGAAGAAGGUUUCCAAGAACUUUCUCCUAGUUUAGUUGAGGCUGCAGUUGCACAUUGCCAAUUGAUUGUUGUUUCCAAAUUCAUUGAGAAACUUCAAGGAGACAUACCUGGAAAGGGAGUGAAAGAUCAACUCCAAAAACUUUGCGGUAUAUAUGCUUUGUAUACACUACACAAACACUUGGGAGAUUUUCUUUCCACUUCCACCAUCACUCCCAAACAGGCCUCACUUGCUGAUGAUCUUCUCAGAUCUCUAUAUUCCCAGGUUCGGCCUAACGCAAUUGCCUUAGUCGAUGCGUUUAACUACACCGACCAUUACCUCGGCUCAAUCCUUGGCCGCUAUGAUGGGAAUGUUUACCCAAAUCUCUACGAGGCAGCAUGGAAGGAUCCUCUGAACGACUCCGCCACACCGGAUGGCUACCAUGAAUAUAUCAAACCGUUGCUUAAGCAGCAGCUCCGAAAUGCAAGGCUAUGAAGAGGGGACGCUGUGCUGAAUUGUUAUGCCCUUGAUAAUUGUAAUAAAAGCAUGGAUUGAGAUUGGUAUUUUAUACUGCUGUAUGGUUUAGCAUUAUUCUUAAUCGAAUUGUUGAUGAUCAAUUAAAGUUUCUAUCUUCUCUUUU
This is a messenger RNA of Momordica charantia (bitter melon), 2474 nucleotides long. RefSeq names its product acyl-CoA oxidase 1 (gene ACX1). NCBI's taxonomy places the organism in Eukaryota, Viridiplantae, Streptophyta, Magnoliopsida, Cucurbitales, Cucurbitaceae. Gene Ontology annotation, biological process: lipid homeostasis; fatty acid beta-oxidation using acyl-CoA oxidase; long-chain fatty acid metabolic process. The record is from RefSeq and is a predicted model, not a curated record. Gene Ontology annotation, cellular component: peroxisome. Gene Ontology annotation, molecular function: fatty acid binding; acyl-CoA oxidase activity; FAD binding.